Molecule: messenger RNA, 1555 nt
Organism: Prosopis cineraria
Lineage: Eukaryota; Viridiplantae; Streptophyta; Magnoliopsida; Fabales; Fabaceae
Product: chaperone protein dnaJ 10-like
Exons: 10
Coding region: 202-1221 (339 amino acids)
Source: RefSeq, a predicted model, not a curated record
GUGCCAUUUUUGGAACGGCGCCGUUUCCUCCGCAAACGGAUCUACCAUUCCAUGUCUACCCGUUGCUUCGUAAUUUGCUUGAACACAAAACACAGAAAGAAUUGCAGCCAUCUGCAUCAGGAGCUCUGGUUUCAGUGUGAUUUGCUCUCCGGCUUCGCUAUAAUCGAGCUGUGAAUCGCGAUUCAAAUAUCAAAUAAAGCUAUGGUGAAAGACACUACUUACUACGACAUAUUGGGCGUUAAAGUUGACGCAUCCCCUGCAGAGAUUAAGAAGGCGUACUACUUGAAGGCAAGGGUAGUUCAUCCAGAUAAAAAUCCUGGAGAUCCUAAGGCUGCAGAAAAUUUUCAGGUGCUUGGAGAGGCUUACCAGGUUUUGAGUGAUCCCGAGAAGCGUGAAGCAUAUGAUAAGAAUGGAAAGGAAGGAGUGCCACAAGAUUCCAUGAUUGAUCCCGCAUCUGUAUUUGGAAUGCUUUUUGGAAGCGAAUAUUUUGAAGAUUAUGUUGGAGAACUCGCAUUGGCUUCUCUGGCAUCUAUAGAAGUUGAAGAAGACACACAUGAUCCUGAAACUCGUAAGCAAAUAAUUCAAGAAAAGAUAAAAGCAUGGCAGAAGGAAAGGGAAGGAAAGCUUAUUGCCACUUUAAAAGAUCGCCUGCAGCCAUUUGUUGAUGGUCGAGUAGAUGAGUUCACAAAAUGGACAAAUUUAGAAGCACAGCGUCUUUCUCAAGCUGCAUUUGGUGAGGCCAUGCUACAUACAAUUGGUUAUAUAUAUACGCGAAAAGCUGCAAAAGAACUGGGAAAGGACAUGCGGUAUAUGAAGGUUCCCUUUUUGGCAGAGUGGGUUAGAGGUAAAGGACACAUGGUGAAGUCACAAGUGAUGGCAGCUUCAGGUGCUGUGUCCUUAAUUCAAAUACAAGAUGAGCUGAAGAAGCUAAGUGAUGGAGAAAACAAAGAAGAAAAUGUUCUAAAAGUUAUUGAAGAUAAGAAGGAUGCUAUGAUUAAUUCCCUUUGGCAGAUCAAUGUGGUUGAUAUUGAAACAACUCUGUCACAUGUCUGCCAAGCUGUUCUUAAAGAUCCCAGUGUGUCUAGAGACGUUUUGAAACAACGGGCUCAAGCCUUGAAGAAGUUAGGAACGGUCUUCCAAGGUGCUAAGGCUGCUUACAGUAGAGAAAACAGUUUACGCCAUGAAAGUGCCAAAACUGGAGAUGCUGCUUCAUCAUCAUAGUCAUCUUGAUGCGUUGUGGAGGAUAGAGAUGGUGCUUCGUGUUCAUUAUGUUCGGUAUGUUGUGUUGUGCUGAAUUGAUUUAUUUCUUACGCUGUUGGUAUAUGUGCAUGGUAUGUAUUUUAUUUUCUUUUAUGUUGGUCAUUACAGUCUUGUAUCAGAGUUUGUUGAAAUUAUUCAGUUCCUGGGCGGUCCCAGGGGAGCCUGGCAUGUAAUUUGACUUGUAGAUUGCGCUAGAAGCAAGUGUUGCUUUCUUUUUAAGUGCUACAAUGCAUGAAGACUAAGACGAGUCAUACUAUUUAUAGUAUUAUAGAUUUUAUAUAUAUUAAUAUUGAUA